Messenger RNA from Nothoprocta perdicaria, 381 nucleotides. RefSeq names its product lymphocyte antigen 6E-like. The record is from RefSeq and is a predicted model, not a curated record. The coding region runs from base 1 to 381 and encodes 126 amino acids. NCBI's taxonomy places the organism in Eukaryota, Metazoa, Chordata, Aves, Tinamiformes, Tinamidae. Gene Ontology annotation, molecular function: acetylcholine receptor inhibitor activity. The transcript is spliced from 3 exons.
AUGAGGGCUUUUCUCAUUGUGCUGCUGGCCACGGUCCUGUGUGUCGAGCAAGCUUCUUCACUUUUUUGCUAUACAUGUGAAAAUGAGCAUUCCAACUGGAACUGUCUUAAAACAUACAAGUGUGAAGAUCAUGAGAAAUUCUGUACAACAACAUACAGCUCUGCUGGAUUAGGCAAGGACACAGGAUACCGCAUCACGAAGAAAUGCUCAGCGGACUGCCCUGAGACAAAUCUCAACUUUGGAGUGGCAGCCAUCUCCACCAAGUGCUGCGGUACCUCCCUGUGCAACUUCAGCGGAGCCAACAGCGUGAAGAUCAGCUACGCCGUGGUGCUCCUGGCAACUGUGGCCAGUUUCUUCUGUGUCAUCAGGGCAGGGUUGUGA